AUGGAGCUGAAAAGAUCCGUCACAUUCCUCCAUGAUGGACCACCACCUCGACGGAGUUUGGGUUCCAUCUCUGGUCUACAGUAUGGCUCGCUGGUGAACAGUUUAUCCUCACUUGCACCAAUAACAAACGAAACACCUGCCAUAUCACGUCGAAGAUCCUUCAUAGCAGUGGCUGUGCUCUGCUAUGUAAACCUACUGAACUACAUGGAACGAUACACAAUUGCAGGUGUACUUCUCAACAUACAGACAUUCUUCAAUAUAAACGACAGUACAGCUGGAUUACUGCAGACAAUUUUUAUCUGCAGCUUCCUGCUGACAGCUCCUCUCUUCGGUUACCUCGGCGACCGCUACAAUCGCGUAUAUAUCAUGGCCGCUGGUUUGAGUGUCUGGCUGUUAACUGCAACUGGCAGCUCUUUUGUUCCUAAAUCGUAUUUUUGGCUUCUGGUGUUGUUACGAGGCCUGGUUGGAAUAGGCGAAGCAAGUUACUCCACUAUCGCGCCCACCAUUAUUGGGGACCUUUUCACUGGGGGACAACGGACCAUCAUGAUCGCUGCUUUCUACAUCUUCAUCCCUGUUGGAAGUGGUCUUGGGUAUAUAACUGGAUCUUCCAUAGCCAGCCUCACUGGUGACUGGCACUGGUCUCUCAGGAUAACUCCCAUUUUGGGUGUAGUUGGACUGAUUUUAGUCCUGUUCUUAUGCCCAAACCCCCCCAGAGGCGCUGCAGAAAACAACCAACACGGUGUUAAUGGUCGGAGCUCUUACCUGGAAGACAUCAAGUAUCUUUUGAAAAAUAAAAGUUACAUAUGGUCAUCUCUGGGAGUGACCGCAAUGGCCUUCCUGACUGGAGCUUUGGCUUUCUGGAUGCCCAGUUUUCUGUACAGAGCUCAGGUCUCUCAGGGACUUCAACCACCAUGCACGAAAGGGUCCUGCAACUCCAUAGACAGUUAUAUCUUUGGCGCCAUCACAGUGGUCUCGGGAAUUCUCGGAGUGUGUAUCGGCACUGGUUUGGCUAGGUGGUUGCGAAACAAAGUGCCCAAUGCAGAUCCUCUCAUCUGCGCUGGAGGCAUGCUAGGAUCUGUCCCGUGCCUCUUUAUUACCAUCUUUGUGGCAACCGCAAGCAUUCCAGCUACUUAUGUCUUCAUUUUCAUAGCUGAGGUCCUAUUAUCACUUAACUGGUCCCUUCUGGCUGAUAUGCUACUGUAUAUUGUUGUACCCACUAAAAGGGCCACAGCGGAGGCUCUUCAGAUUACAGUUUGUCACCUUCUAGGGGAUGCAGGGAGUCCUUAUCUAAUCGGAGCGAUAUCUGACGCAAUACAUAGUUCCAAGCCUUCAUCCACCGAAUGGAGCUUCUCAAGUCUUCAGUACAGCUUCCUUAUUUGCCCUUUUGUCGGUAUCCUCGGAGGGGUUUUCUUCCUCAUGACUGCUCUUUACAUCAGUGAUGACAGAACGGCAGCUCAGCAGCUAACUAUAGAUCCUCCGCAGCAAUGUCCUACACACGAGCCCACUGCGGAGAUGACCAACGUACCAAAUAAAUAA
Messenger RNA from Nerophis lumbriciformis (worm pipefish), 1536 nucleotides. Lineage: Eukaryota; Metazoa; Chordata; Actinopteri; Syngnathiformes; Syngnathidae. The record is from RefSeq and is a predicted model, not a curated record.